AUGCCCGACAAAGCUAGUUUAUUGGGUAAGAGAAAGCCGGAAGAUGAUUUGGUGAACGAACCGAUUCUGAGGAAACACAAGGAAAUAUCCGAGGAGAAGGAGACAACGAAAGGAUUUGCUGAGCAGAACAAAGGAAGGGUUGAGUUGUUGGAGACAAAGUCUGAUCACGCUAAUUUAAGCUCGGUGAAGGAAGUUUCCGUGAUAAAAAAGACACUCUCUGUUGCCAAUCUCUCUCCCCAAACUGAAAUAUCAGAUCUCAUCGAUUUCUUCAAAGAUGUUGGAGAAGUUGUUCGUGUUCGACUUACUGUAAGCCGCGAGUGGAUUCAUAAAUGCUGUGGCUUUGUUGAGUUUGCUUCUGCUAACGAAGCAAAGAAGGCUCUGCAAGAGAAGAAUGGUGAAUACUUGCACGAUCAUAAGAUUCUUCUUAAGGGUGUGUCUAAUAGGGCUGCAAACACUCCACCCAAGUUUAUCAUAGAUCACAAGGUUUGGAACGAAGACUACCUUCAACGAGAAAGCCUUCCGAUCCUUCCUACUAAAGAAGAUGAGACACCUCCUGAUUUUGUUGAGGAUGUACUCUUUGUUGCCAAUCUUUCUCCCCAAACAAAUAGAAUAAUACAUAUCAUCGAUUUCUUCAAAGAUGUUGGAAGAGUUGUUGGUGUUCGACUUGUUGUAGACGGCAAAGGCAAGCAUGUGGGCUAUGGCUUUGUUGAGUUUGCUUCUGCUUACGAAGCAAAGAGGGCACUGGAAGAGAAGAAUGGUGAAUAUUUGCACGAUCACAGGAUCUUGUUGAUGAAAGGACUUGACGAAACUCCCGAUUCUCUUGAGGCAGCUUCCGUAAGAAAUAAGACGCUCUUUGUUGUUGAUCGCUCUCACCAAACUGUAAUAUCAGAUAUCAUCGAUUUCUUCAAAGAUGUUGGAGAAGUUGUUCAUGUUCGACUUAUUGUAGACAGCAAGGGCAAGCAAGUGGGCUAUGGCUUUGUUGAGUUUGCUUCUGCUGACGAAGCAAAGGAGGCGCUGGAAAAGAAGAACGGUGAAUGUUUGGACGAUCGCAAGAUUAUUCUUCGUGUUGUUGAGACAGCUCCAUACCCUCGACAACCCAAGUAUUGCAUCGAUCACAAGGUUUGGUACGAAGACUACCUUCAACGAGAAAGGCUUCUGAUAAAAGAAGAUGCAGCAGUGGAAGGACUUGAUGAAACUCCAGAUUUUGUUGAGGAAGUUGCCGUAAGAAAAAAGACGCUCUUUGUAGACAAUCUCGCUUACAACAUUAGAAUAUCACAGAUCAUCAGUUACUUCAAAGAUGUUGGAGAAGUUGUUCGUAUUCGACUUAUUGUAGACCACAUGGGUGAGCAUGUGGGCUGUUGCUUUGUUGAGUUUGCUUCUGCUAACGAAGCAUUGAAGGUGCUGAAGGAGAAAAAUAGUCGUACGUUGAUUCUUGACAAGGCUGAGAUAGCUCCAUAUCCUUUCCGACCCAAGUACAACCUUGCAGAGAAGCUUUGGUACGAAGACAACCUUCGACGAUUUAGCCUUGAUUUGGAGACCAAACCGGAACCGAAGAAACUCAGUGAAAAACCUCUUUGGUGCGGAGAGAAGAAAAUAUUUUCUGCCGACGACUGA
Molecule: messenger RNA, 1614 nt
Organism: Eutrema salsugineum
Lineage: Eukaryota; Viridiplantae; Streptophyta; Magnoliopsida; Brassicales; Brassicaceae
Product: nucleolin
Exons: 19
Coding region: 1-1614 (537 amino acids)
Biological process (GO): mRNA splicing, via spliceosome
Cellular component (GO): U2-type prespliceosome; precatalytic spliceosome; U1 snRNP
Molecular function (GO): mRNA binding; U1 snRNA binding
Source: RefSeq, a predicted model, not a curated record